Molecule: messenger RNA, 2036 nt
Organism: Nymphalis io (European peacock)
Lineage: Eukaryota; Metazoa; Arthropoda; Insecta; Lepidoptera; Nymphalidae
Product: 4-hydroxybenzoate transporter PcaK-like
Exons: 11
Coding region: 253-1893 (546 amino acids)
Biological process (GO): transmembrane transport
Molecular function (GO): transmembrane transporter activity
Source: RefSeq, a predicted model, not a curated record
CUCGUGAAGAGCGGACGAGGUUUUAGUUAAGAAAAGAUAACGCGAAUUAUAUUUCGUAUUAAAAUAAUAAAAUACUAUAUCCAGGUCUUUUAAAAUAAAUCUUUAGUUAUAAUAAAAAGUAUUGAACUACUUAAAUUUAAAACGAAGAAUAAUAUAAUGGUUUUGAAAUAAAAUAUAAAGCGAUUUGCAAUAAGCAAUUCAACUAAAAUAUUUUAAAUAAAAAUCUCUUCAUAAAAUAAUUAUACAACUAAAAUGUCUCACGAUAACGACCCUAGUUCCUCAGAGAGGAGUUUAGAAAGACUAAACGAAGUCAAAGCUUUCAUUGAAGCCAGCAAACGAAGUGCCGAGAAGUUAGAUGAGAUGCAGGAUGCUGAAAAAAACUUGGGGAAGCUCAAUGAAGUCGUAUUCGAAGAUGCCUUCGAGAUAACCGGUCACGGAAAGUUCAACCAUCUGGUACUGUUAACCUGCGGAAUGAUAAUGCUGAACGUGUCUAUGGAGUCUGUCGGGAUGAGCUACGUUAUAACAGCCGCUGAGUGCGAGCUGGGGCUGACCAGCGAACACAAGGGGCUGGUGAAUGCUGCUGCUUUUAUUGGCAUAAUAAGUACGUCUUUCUUGUGGGGCUACCUCGGAGACAGAUGUGGUAGACGAGCUGUGAUGUUACCCGCAAUGGUGGUAUCGGCAGCCUUCUCUAUAGCAUCGUCCUUUUCCACCAACGUUUGGAUGCUGUUGAUCUUGAGAUUCUUCACUGGUUGUUUGGUGUCAGCCUCAAGUGCUACGGUGUACGCGUAUUUAGGCGAGAUGCACACAAGCUCACGUCGUGCAGCAGCCAUCGCGUGGGGAUCCGCUUUCAUCUCUUUCUCAUUCAUGAUAUUACCAGGUUUAGCAUGGCUGAUAAUACCCGGGAAGUGGUCGUUUAUGUUAUUCGGGUUUAAAAUGGUACCUUGGCGCGUUUUCAUCUGGUCGUGGUGCGCUCCGGGGCUGAUAGCAGCGAUAGCCUUGCUGUGGCUACCGGAGAGUCCCAGGUACCUCCUCGCCUCGUCUGGACCCGACAAAGCCUUGCCCAUUCUUGCCAAAAUGUACGCAUACAACAAAAAUACCAGAGAAGCUAACUAUCCGGUUGAAAAAAUAGUAACAGGCAGUCUAGACACUUCGAAGUCAGGAGGUUUCGUGGGCGCGAUAAAGAAUAUUUCAUUACUCUUCCGCCCCCCUCUACUACGAUGUGUGGUUAUUUCGCAUACAUUGAUGUUUGCUAUUUUCAUGCUGUCCAGUGGCCUUUACGUCUGGGUGCCGGAUAUCCUGAACAGUAUGCUUCGAAGCACAAGCGGCGACAGCAUCACAAUCUGUCAGAUCAUACACGAGAAAUUCCAGACCGUUAGGAACUUAACAUUAUCCACGACAAAAGGGUCAUGUCACUCCGAGGUAGCGGUGCGCGUGUUCCCGAUAUCAAUGGGGAUGGGGGCGGUGUUCGCUGUCACGUAUCUCGCGAUCGGCGUCUUCAUUGGCAGAAUUGGGAGGAAGACGUUAUACUCAAGUAUAAUGAUGGUUUGUGGAUUCGCCACGGUGGGAGCAGCGUUUGUCCCCCAAGGGGGAGCGGCUACAGCUCUGCUGAUCCUAGCUCUGUGCUCCGGUUGUGCCGCCUCUAUAUUAGCUGCUAUUGCUGUUGACGUCUUCCCCACAUGUUUGAGAGCGAUGGCCAUGUGCGUGAUGUAUAUGGUUGGCCGGACUGGCGCGGCAGUUGGAUCGAACUUGUUGGGUGCAACAUUGGAUAUGCAUUGCCAACUCGCCUUCUCUGUGUUCGGAGUCUUUUCUGCAGGCUCUACGCUUCUUAUAAUGUUUUGGCCGAGGCCCGAAGUAAUAAGAGAAGAAAUGGAGCAGAGAGGGUUAUCAUACUGAUAGAUGUUGAGAUUAAGUAAUCUCAGAACUAUCUUUACACGCUGGAGUCCUAAACCAUUUACGUCUACAUGAGACUGAUUAUUAUUACAUAAACGUAAUUGUGAUUUUUUAUUUCGUUAUAGUAUAAUAAAAUAUUAUGGUUA